Molecule: messenger RNA, 647 nt
Organism: Pelagomonas calceolata
Lineage: Eukaryota; Pelagophyceae; Pelagomonadales; Pelagomonadaceae
Source: the annotation of a GenBank genome assembly
CGGCGCUUCCGCGCGGCCGCCGAGGCCCUGCUGGCGGCGCGCGGCGGCUUCGCCGUCGUCGGGGCGCCCCGGGACGAAGCGCUGGCGCUGCGCGCCUGGCCCGCGGCGCACGCGCGGCGGACCUGGGGCGUCGAGGUCGUCGUUGGCGCGAAGCGGGGCGCCGCCGCGGGCCUUGAGCGCCGCUGCGGCGUCGGUGAUGUCGAGGUGCCUUCGGCUUGGGGCGUUGGAUCUCGGCCUCGGCCGCCGUUCGACACGCAGCGCGCCGCGGCCGCGUCGCGACGGUUCGUUCACGCAGCGCCGUGGCGACGGUCCUGCCGCGGCGGAACCAUGCUCGGCGCGUGGAGGCUCAGGGCCGCCGCCUGACGCCGCUGGGCGUGCUCCACGGCGCGACCGGGCUCGCAGCGGCCCAGGCAGUUACGUCGGCGCUGCCCGCGCUGGCAGGCGUGUUCCCCGGCCCCGUCGGGGUCGCGCGCCGCGGCCACUACGCCUUUACCGUCGAGGCCCCCCUCCCCGGCGCGGUGGCGCACCUCGCCUGCCCGCCCCCCCGUGGGGGCUUCCUGCUCCUCCACGGCCCCCUGAAUCUUCCUGAUCGUGCACGCGAGCGUGCGGCGAGCGCACUGACGCGCGCCUUCUGCCACAGGAGGUAG